This is a messenger RNA of Schistosoma intercalatum, 1424 nucleotides long. The record is from the annotation of a GenBank genome assembly. NCBI's taxonomy places the organism in Eukaryota, Metazoa, Platyhelminthes, Trematoda, Strigeidida, Schistosomatidae.
AUGUCUCUCGCUGGUCUGAGGAAGCAAAUCAACAAAGCUAAUCAGUUUAUGAGUGAGAAGAUUGGAGGAGCAGAGGGUACAAAACUAGAUGAUGAAUAUAUUGAAAUUGAAAAAAAAGUUGAUACAAUUUCUAAAUUAUUUGAAGAUGUCAUAGCACAAACACAAGAGUAUCUACAACCAAAUCCAGCCUAUCGUGCCAAAUUAAUGACAAUGAAUACAUUAAAUAAGUUACAAGGGAAAUCAAAAUGUGCAGCUUAUCCUCAACCUGAAAAUCAAUUAGGUGAAUGUAUGGUAAAAUUUGGUCGCGAUUUAGGUCCUGAUUCAUGUUAUGGUCAAUGUCUUGUAGAAGCUGGUGAAACAUUUAAAUGUUUAGCAAAUAUUAAAUACACUAUGGAAGAACAUGUCAAAGAGAAUUUUCUAGAUCCUCUACAUAGUGUACAAACACAUGAAUUAAAAGAGAUCAAUUAUCAUCGUAAAAAACUCGAAGGACGAAGAUUAGAUUUUGAUUGUAAAAAACGAAAACAGGAUCGAAGUGCAAACAAUUCAAGAUUGCCUGAAGAUGAAGUUAAAAUUGCUGAGGAAAAGUUCAAUGAAUCAAAAGUAUUAGCUGAACAAGCAAUGAUUAAUUUUUUGAAUAGUGAAACUGACCAUAUGCAGUCAUUAUUAGAAUUUGCAACAUCACAAGCGGAUUAUCAUCGUCAAGCUGCAGAGAUUAUGGAACAAUUGAGGAAAUUUUUAAUUGAAAAGAAAGAAGAAACAAUGUCAAAACCACAUAAAGUAUACGAAGUAAAACGUGUAAAUGUCACAUUAAAUCAUGAUAUAUCAGGGAGCAAAAGUCCAUUAAAUAGUACUUUAAAUACUCCAACUAAAAACGGUCCAAGUCCUCAUACAACAAAGAAUCUACCUAUUUUAGGACCAUCUUGUAAAGCAUUAUUUGAUUUUGAAGCAGAAAAUGAAUCGGAAUUAUCAUUCUCUGAAGGUGAUAUAAUUAGUUUAAUAUUACGUGUUGAUGAAAAUUGGUUUGAAGGUGAAUUAAAUGGUCGUAAAGGUUAUUUUCCAGUGAAUUAUGUUGAAGUGAUUAAUCCGUUACCAUCUUAGAAAUCAAUUGUUUUCCUUCUUCUUCUUCUUCUUCUUGUCGUUGUGUAUGUGUUAGUAGUGUCUUGUAAGCAAAAGAAAAUGUCAAUGUAUUAUGACUUAAACAUUGUGGCAAUGAAAGAUAGCCUAAUAUUUCCUCAUAUUCAACAAAUUGUACACAUAUUACAACACUGAUGAUGAUAAUAAUAAUAACAGCAAAAGUACAAAUACAAAGAUAUCUAUCAUGAUUCGACCAAUUAUACUUAUUUCUUAUAUUCAAUAUACUAUAGAUUAAAAAGCAUUCGUCAACUACACUAGUGAAGUUAACAACUUGAUGGAGACAAACAUCA